AAAACACAAAAAAAAGAAAAAAAAAAAAAAAGUUCGGGUCGUCCCCAUUGGCCCCUGCCGCGGCUCCCAGUUGGAGAAAGAGGAGCUUCUUGUGAUGAUUUCUCAAUGGAAGAGCCAUCUAAGGAUGGUCCUGAAGCCAUUCCAGUUGUUGGGUCGCCCAGUCCUCAAAACAGGCAACUUGAAACUCCUGAAGAUUCAGUAAUUCAUUCAUCUACUCCUAAAGAAUGGGCAGAUGCUUUUGCCGAAAAAAGAAAUGAUUUUGAUAGAACACAAGGGCAGGAGGAUCUUCCCGGCAGAGAAGGACCAGAAUCCAUUGCCCGAGAUGGGCCAGAGCCUGUUACUAGGAAGGGUAAAAGAGCUAUUGCUUUGAAGGCACAUGAGCCUGUUCAGGUUGUAGAAGAAGGAUACGAGGGCGAGCCCAGGUUAGGAAUGGCCUUCAGAUCCCCUGAAGAAGCUUUUAGAUAUUACGACCGUUACGCUCACCAUGCUGGAUUUGGAAUAAAGAUAUUCUCCUCGCGGUACCUUAAAGAUGGGAACUGUCGGUAUCUUAUGCUCUCUUGUAAUAAGGAUGGUGAUGUUAAAUAUAAGAUGGACUACCAUAUGACUAAAGAUGCGUUCAAAACGAAUUGUAUGGCAAGGAUUGGAAUGAUGAGGAGGAACGAUGGAUUGCUUCACGUCACCAAACUUAUUAGUGAACAUAACCAUCCCCUUACCCCCGGUAAAGCUAAGUCCUUCCAGUCGAGGAAGAGGAAACAAUAUCUCGGAGAUAAAGAAGGCAUUGAAAUGCCAAUAGAGGAAUAUGUGCAGAAUAGUAAAGAAAGUGGAGAAAGGAUAUGCAAUUUAAAGCUCAUGGGACGGGAUCGUGAAGCAAUACAGGAGUUCUUUGUUGAGAUGCAAACCAAGAACAGUUACUUCUUCCAAUCUAUUGAUUUAGAUGAAGAAGGCCGUAUAAAGAAUGUAUUCUGGGCUGAUGGAAUAUCGAGGAAAGCUUAUCAAUACUUCAAUGAUGUGGUUUUAUUUGAUACAACCUUUUUAAUUGAUAAGUUUGAUGUUCCUCUUGUCUCCAUUCUUGGAGUGAACCACCAUGGACAGUUUGUUUUACUUGGUUGUGGUUUAAUUUCAGAAGAUACAAGUGACACAUACACUUGGCUGUUCAAGACUUGGUUGUCAUGUAUGAACGGAAAUCCUCCAACAGCAAUAAUCACCGACCAAAGUGAAGGGAUCCAAGAAGCCAUCAUUAAGGUUUUUCCAAGAUCUCGCCAUCGCCAGUGUCUGUGGCAUAUAUUAAAAAGAGUACAAAAUAACUUACAAGAACUUGCAAAUUAUGAAGAAAUCAAGGAGUCUCUGGAAAAGGUGUUGUAUGAUUCUCUGAGGCCCCACGAGUUCGAAGAAGAGUGGCAAAACGUGACUCUGAGGUUUGGACUCGAAGAAAAUGAAUGGAUAAGGUCAUUGUAUGAAGAUCGAAGAAUUUGGUCUCCUGUUUUUGUUAAAGAUUCAUUUUGGGCCGGAAUGUCGAUAACUAUACGUGGUGAAUGCAUGAAGUCCUUUUUUGAUGGGCAUGUUCACCAGAAGACUACUAUACAACAGUUUCUUAAUAAUUAUAAAAUUAUAAUGCAGAGUAAGCACGACGAGGAAGUUCAGGCCGAUUAUGACUCUUUGCAUAGAAGCCCUCAAUUAGUAACGCAAUUUUACAUGGAGCAGCAAUUAUGCAAGUUCUACACAAUGAAAAUGUUUAAAACAUUCCAAGAUGAGAUCAAGGCUUUGACCUAUUGCACCCCUUCACUGGUGAAAGUUGAUGGAUUAGUAUCCUUCUUUGAGGUAAUAGACCACACAAGAGUGAAAGAUGGUUUAGCCUUAGAGCAAAAGAGCUAUGAGGUUCUUUACAGUGAAAAUGGGUUUGAAUUUAGCUGUAUUUGUGGCUACUUUCAGUUCAAGGGUAUUCUAUGUAGGCAUGUGCUCUCGGUGCUAAAUUAUCAAGGUGUGGUUGAAAUUCCAUCAAAGUACAUUGUUGAACGCUGGAAAAAGGACUUCAAGCAGAUUAAUUCGAUUAAGCACUUUCCUAAUGAGAUGGUGGCUGAUGGGUUGGUAGAACAACAUGAAAAUUUCCGCAACCAGUGCCUGAAACUUGCUGAGAUUGGGAUGCUAUACGAUGGAAGAUUCAAAUGUGCAGUUAAAGUAGUCAAUGAAGCAAUACACAAACUGCUUUCUGAUGAGGCCGUUUGUAAUGAGGCACAAGCUGAAGCUGCUUCUCCUGAAGAUGGGAUGAAUUGUCAUAUGGUUAGUUUCUCUUUGAAUGAAAACAGGAAUGUGGGUGGCGAAACUGUUGGACCAUUAAGGAGGCAGAUUUUGAAUCAUCCCCAGUUUCAGUUUUUCCAGGAUAGGGUUCAGACCGAUCAGCCGACUUCUAGCUAUCGAUCAGGGGCAGAGUGGGGCUUCCAACAAUAUUUUCAUGAUACUCAUUUACCGGGGGCGACUCCUGAUCCAAGGUCUUGGUAGAAGUUGUAACAUUGUUAGGUAAUCCUACUGCACAUGCUGUGGAUAAGUCGGAUUAAACCGUGCAUAGCAUGAAAGAAUUUGCUAAAAGGUUUGCUGCAUUUUAGCUUAAAUUCUUUUUCUUCUGGGCCUAAAUCCAAUACCGUAUUGUUGUAUAUUACUGUCAGAUUGCCUCUUUGGUCCUUUUCCAGUUCAUGAAAGUCAUACCAGUAACAAAUCGUGAAUGAUAAGUUGCUAGCAGCCGAGAGGAUUGAAACCCUAGCAAAUGUGGGAGCUCUUCUGUAUUAGAUCUGUAUGGAGUUAAAAGUUUCAUUGAUUUAUGACAUAAUCUCUUGGAAGGCCAAUGCCAAUAGCUCUGAUCUUUUCAUAUGCGUAUAUAUGCUUGUGAGAACUCUCUGCCAAUCCUCCUAAUGUGUAUAUGUUCAUGUUUAGUUGUGAUAAAAGGAUUUAAAAAUGAUCAUUGUGGACCUUAA
Ananas comosus (pineapple) is the source of this 2966-nucleotide messenger RNA. Its product is annotated as protein FAR1-RELATED SEQUENCE 6-like. Lineage: Eukaryota; Viridiplantae; Streptophyta; Magnoliopsida; Poales; Bromeliaceae. Bases 106 to 2496 code for a protein of 796 amino acids. The transcript is spliced from 4 exons. Gene Ontology annotation, biological process: regulation of DNA-templated transcription; DNA transposition. Gene Ontology annotation, molecular function: transposase activity; DNA binding; zinc ion binding. The record is from RefSeq and is a predicted model, not a curated record.